Trichosurus vulpecula (common brushtail) is the source of this 5895-nucleotide messenger RNA. RefSeq names its product NUAK family kinase 1 (gene NUAK1). Gene Ontology annotation, cellular component: cytoplasm. The record is from RefSeq and is a predicted model, not a curated record. The coding region runs from base 165 to 2249 and encodes 694 amino acids. Gene Ontology annotation, biological process: microtubule cytoskeleton organization; protein phosphorylation; intracellular signal transduction. NCBI's taxonomy places the organism in Eukaryota, Metazoa, Chordata, Mammalia, Diprotodontia, Phalangeridae. Gene Ontology annotation, molecular function: protein serine/threonine kinase activity; tau-protein kinase activity; ATP binding. The transcript has 7 exons.
AGCAGCAGCAGCGGCCGCGGCCACAGCACAGUCCGCAGCCUCCGCAGCCGUCAGUGACCCGGCUCGGGCCGGAGCUGGGGGCGCUGGAAAAGACCGAGACUGACCGGCCGGGAAGUCCCCGGGACCCUCCAGCCCGGCCCAGCCCACGCCUCCCGCUCUGGCUGAUGGAGGGGGCUGCGCCUCCGCAGCUGGCCGGCCCCCCUCCGCCCCCGGGCUGCGGUUCCUCGGACCCGGGGUCUGGGGCUGCAGCGGCCGUGGCGGCCACUGGGACCUCAGCCCCAGCGGGCUCGGUGGCCAGCUCGGGCACCCUGGCGUCCGGGGCGGCCCCGGAGCUGAGGAAGCAGCAGCAGCAGCAACAGCAGCAGCAGCAGCAGCAGCAUGGUGUGAAACGACACCAUCACAAACACAACCUCAAACACCGUUACGAGCUGCAAGAGACCCUGGGCAAGGGCACCUACGGCAAAGUCAAGAGGGCCACGGAGAGGUUCUCCGGGAGAGUGGUUGCCAUAAAAUCCAUCCGUAAGGAUAAGAUUAAAGAUGAGCAGGACAUGGUCCACAUCCGACGGGAGAUUGAGAUCAUGUCGUCUCUCAGCCAUCCCCAUAUCAUCAGCAUUUAUGAAGUGUUUGAGAAUAAGGAUAAGAUUGUGAUCAUCAUGGAGUAUGCCAGCAAAGGGGAGCUGUAUGACUACAUCAGUGAGCGGCGGAGGCUCAGCGAGAGGGAGACGAGACACUUCUUUCGGCAGAUAAUCUCUGCAGUGCACUAUUGCCAUAAGAACGGUGUUGUCCAUAGGGAUUUGAAGCUGGAGAAUAUCUUGCUUGAUGAUAACUGUAAUAUUAAGAUUGCUGACUUUGGUCUCUCUAACCUCUAUCAGAAGGAUAAAUUUCUGCAGACUUUUUGUGGGAGCCCUCUUUAUGCAUCCCCAGAAAUUGUCAAUGGAAGACCGUACCGAGGCCCUGAGGUGGACAGCUGGGCCUUGGGCGUAUUGCUUUACACUCUGGUUUAUGGGACGAUGCCCUUUGAUGGCUUUGAUCACAAGAACCUCAUCCGCCAGAUCAGCAGCGGUGAAUACCGGGAACCCACCCAGCCUUCAGAUGCCCGAGGACUGAUCAGGUGGAUGCUGAUGGUCAACCCCGAACGCCGUGCCACCAUUGAGGAUAUCGCCAACCACUGGUGGGUCAACUGGGGCUGCAGGAGCAGUGUGUGUGACUGUGAUGCCCUGAGGGACUCGGAGUCCCCGCUGCUGGCGCGGAUCAUUGACUGGCACCACCGCUCCACUGGCCUGCAAGCGGAGGGGGAGACCAAAGUCAAAAGCUCGGCCAAACCUGGUGCCACGGAAGGGGCGCUGGAAAGGCAGAGGUCACUGAAGAAGUCUAAGAAGGAGAAUGACAUUGCCCAAUCGGGCCAGGAUGGGCCAGUGGAGAGCCCAUGCAAAUCCAGCUCCAAGAGGCCCAAGAGCAUCCUGAAGAAGAGAAGCAACAGUGAGCACCGGUCUCACAGCGCAGGUUUCAUUGAAGGGGUGGUCAGCCCCACGCUGCCCUCGGGCUUUAAAAUGGAACAGGAGAUAUGUAGGACUGGGACGCCCCUGAAGAGCCCUGUGGAGACCGAGGGAGCCAGCAAACUUGGACCCAAGCAGUCGGCAACGAUGCCCAAAAAAGGCAUCUUGAAGAAGACCCAGCAGAGAGAAUCUGGUUACUACUCCUCUCCGGAACGGAGCGAGUCAUCCGAAUUGUUGGAUAGUAAUGAUGCUCCAGGAGGCACCAACCUCCCCUCUCCAGGGGUCCCCGACUCAGCCCCGGGGGGCCCCCACGACCUCUCUUACCGGAGGAAGGGCAUCUUGAAACACAGUAGCAAGUACUCAGCCAGUAGCACGGACUCUACGCUUGUCAGUCCUGGGGUGCCCAUGCUGGAAUCCAUGGAGGAGAGGGGCGUGCCGGGGGAAGGGCUCUCUCGGAGUUACAGCCGCCCAUCUAGCGUGAUCAGCGACGACAGCAUCCUGUCCAGUGACUCCUUUGAUCUGCUCGACCUGCAGGAGAGCCGGCCAGCCCAGCAGCGGAUCCGGAGCUGCGUCUCUGCCGAAAACUUCCUCCAGAUCCAGGAUUUUGAGGGGCUUCAGAACCGGCCAAGGCCUCAGUACCUAAAACGGUAUCGAAACCGGCUGGUAGACAAUAGUUUUUCCCUGCUCACAGACAUGGACGAUGUGACUCAGGUGUAUAAGAAAGCCCUAGAAAUCUGCAACAAACUUAAUUAGCAGCUGGGUGGGCGGGGAGCAUGGGGAGGGGGGGUAGGGGCAGAGGGAUCACCUUUGUGCUGGUGGUGAUACCCACCUGGUUACUGGUUUACUGACAGAUAAUAAGGAUCUCAAAACCUGUUGGGGGGGGUCUUCCUUUGCCAAAUCCUGUGAGCAUGCCAAGCCACACAGGGCGCAUGAAAAGGAAGUGCUGCCCAUCUGCCCAUUUGGUCUGAUUAGCAUAUACCUGAUGCCAUCUGUUCUGAGGACACAGCAUCUGGCAUGAGUGUCUGGGAGGUCUCUCUUUAGAAAUCUCAUUUAGGCUGCUUCUGGGCAAGACUGGGGAGAGUCAGUCCCGAAUGAGGCUACUCUUUCUUCCUAGGAGUCUGUGGGAAUGGGUCAGUCUAACCAACCAUUGAGCUUCCCAAGGCAGUCCCUCCCCAAGCCCUGCUCCAUGAGCUGAGUUCACUCCCUUUGGGAGCAGGAGCAUCCAUAGCUUGGGCUGCCAGGAUGCCAUCGGGUAAGUGCCCUGAUAAUCACUCUAAGUAGAAAGCUUGAGCUUGGUCACAAGAGUAUUUUGGGUGCUGGUGGGAAAGACAUGUAACCAGUGCUUGGUUCCUGGCUCCAGAUGGAUGCUCUCCAUUCCCUCUUGCUGCCUACCACCUUCUUAUCUAUUUCACUGCCCCAUUCUCAUAGCUGCCUGGGGAGCAACUGGGGGGAAAAGAGAGGGUUAAGCCUCUUGGUUGUCCUACUUGUCCUUAGCUAUGAGAAGAGGCUUCACGGGAGCAAGAGAAUAAAAUUAGCAGUGGACAUAAAGCUGGGGGAGCCGUCUGUUGAGUUUUAGCCUAGGUGACUGAGAGCUGCCCCCAACCCCUCAGGAACAGACAUCAAUCUUUUCUAAGGUUGUAGUAUUAACUGGAAUGCUGCCUCUCAGGCUCCCAGUCUUACAACCGGAUGUCCUUGUUCAUGUCUUUAAUCUCCAAAGGGUUUAUGGGUUUAAUUCGGCUGAAUUCAUUGUCUGCAAGCAGUGCCCUCUUGCUAGAGGGGGUGGGCACAGGACUUGGAGAGUUAGAGUAGGUUGCUUCUAGAAUGUUAGUAUAUGGGAAGGGUAUAGCGUUGGGUCAAGAAAUGGAGAAGCCACUGGAAUGUGCAUUCCCUCCAAACAGAAUGUAACUCAUUAGGUCGUAAGCUUGGAGGAUGCAUCAGAAUUCUGGGCUUUUAAAUGGAAACUGAAAUGGAUCAUGGGGUCAUAGAUUAGCGAUAGAAGGAACUUGAGAAGCCCCUGAGUCCAAUCCCCUCAUUUUAUAGAUGAGGAACCGAGGCCCAGACGUGUUAAGCAUUUUGCCUAGGGUCAUACAAGUACUAGGUGUCUGGGGCAGAAUUUGAGCCUAGAUCUUCCUGAUUCCCAAGUUAGGAAUCAGCAUGGUUCAGUCGGUUAGGAUUCAGGACUCCGAAAUGGAAGAAAGCUAGAUGAUUGGACUCAGGAACACUGAGAUAGAACCCAUGAUGAUUCUCUAUCCUCCUGGUGGAUUAUUGUGGUUGGGAGGAUAUGGCAGAGUCCCCAGGUCUGGACAGAUUGGAAUCAUUGAUUGAAAACUGCCAGAUUCUGGGAGGCAGAGAAAUGAGGGAGGACGUAGCUGUUUGAGAUGACUUAGGAAGGUGAAAGAGGAUGCACCCUAGAGACUUUGGAGCAUCACGAAUGCCAUCCAGAGCUCAUCUGUCUCCUUGCCAGGAGGGCACUGCCUUGCUUCCUUCUUCACCAGUCAACCAAUACACAUUUACUAAGCAUUUACUGCAUGCUGGGUACUGUGCUAAGCAAUGGGAAUGCACAGAAAAAAGGCAAAAACCAGUCUCUGCCUUUUAGGAGAUCAUCCCCCCCUGGAUUUCUUAGGCCAGCUGAUCGGGCAAGAGGAAGGGCCCAGCCCCAUAGGACUGUUAGAACCAGAAAGGAUGCUGGGGAUCACACAUAUCAAAAAAAUGAAGAGUCAAGAGGUGAAGCGCCUUCCUCAAUGUCCCACAGAGUUAGCCGGAGAGGCAAGACUUGAACCUGGUUCUCAGGACUGCUAAACAAUCUAUGUUCUUUCCACCGCAUCCUAAUGCUGUUGUUCCCUGUUUGAUUUAAUCUCCCCACCUCCCCCACCAUGCACUUAACCAGGAAAAUGGAUGUUUCCUAAAAAUGCAUGCCCCUGGGGCAAAGGCUCUUGGUAGCUCAGCCCAGUGCCAUCUUGUACAUCACAAAUGCAACAAACAAUAGACCAAAACUUCUUUGCUGCCAGCUGUCCUUGGACCCUAGCUGGCCUGGUCAAGAAGCCCCCUGUGUGAUUCAAGUACAAAGGUGGCAGAUGUGCCCAUUGCUUUCAGUACCAACUUUUUUUUCUUUGCCAAACAACUGUUAAUACCCUUCAAAGCACUUUGGCGCAGUGUAUUUCCAGACCCACUGAAGUACCAUCUUGUUCCCAUGCACUCCCCCACACCUCCACCCUCAGUGUACUUCUGUAUUCCAUUCUGUGGGCAAAGGUGAUGAUGACUUUAGAGCUGGAAGGGUCCUUGGAGGACAUUUAGCCCAACCUCUCAUUUUAUAGAGGGAGAAGUUGAGGCCUUGGAAGUUUCCAAGACUUUCAAAAUCAUAGGAUCAUUGACCUAGAGCCAAAGGGACCCCGGGGGCCAUCUAGUUCCACCUCUGCAUUUCCAGGUGGGGAAAUUGAGGCCCAGGGGGGUUGUGACUUUCUUAAGGUCACAAAGGUCGUUAUCAGGUGGGAUUCUGAACCCGGGACCUCUGACUCCAGAGCAGAAAAGUUCAUGGAUUCUUUUAAAGGCAAGCUUGAAAUAGCGGGGAACACCUCAGCCAACUUCUCUGCUGGAUUCUAGCCUGCCUCUUAACCAGUCCUCACAGGAGUGAUGUUUAAUUAAUUUCCAUGGAAUUAAUGAUGCUGGAAAGGGAGCCUGGUGUUCCAGGUAUUCAUCCCUCUUAGGCAAGACCCCCUGGUGUCUCCGUUUACACAUCUGCCCAUUGGGUGUACCAGUCCUUCCCUUCAUGGGUGAGCUGCAGAUCUUCCCUAAUGUUCAGAAAGUGCUUUGAGAUGCCAGGUAGAAAUCAAAGUGUGGUUACCUGGAUCAGCUUCCACAUUCAUGCAGCUGAUUUGGGUAGCAGAAGCAUUUUUUUUCAGGUUGAAAUUGGGGAGGGGGUUGCCCAGGCCUGCUCUCUCAAGUACAAAUGUGAAUGAAUGGUCGACUGCUUAUCGUCAGACUGGAUAUGUUCUGUAGGGGUUUUACUGGCAUGUUAUCAUUCCUAGAAGAUUAAAAAAAGAAGACACAGAGAGAGAGAGAGAAAGGAAAAACUUGACUGCACAUAGUUGUUUCACUCGGUGUUGUGUUUUUAUUUAAUUUCUAUUUUUUUUGUAAUACAAAGUUGACUUUUUUAUUUGAAUUUGUCUUUUUUUUUAUUUAUUGGUCUGAAAGCCAUUUCAAAGGUAUAAUAAUAUAUUUGGUGUAAUUUAAUUGGUGCAGUGCGUUUGAAGGCUCCAGCCAAAAUUGGUUUUCUCUCAUUGGUUUGUUUGACCUUAGCAGUACAUGGGAAAAAGCUGGAGAACUCACCCAAAGUGGAUUUUUCAUUGGAUACUGAUUUUUUUUUUAAGGUUAAAUAAAAAAUGCAACGAGCUGAACUGAA